AUGCUUGAAGACUUACCUGGUUAUGAUUAUUACGUUCCAUCUGAAUGUUAUAUAACAGCAUUUGAAGAUUCGUAUUCGAAUAAUUCUUCAUCAUGUACACCUCAUACGAUUGAUAUUCUUUUACCGGAUGGUCUUGUUAUUAAUCUUAAACGUGAUGAAUAUAAAACAUUAGCUGAUAUUCGUCAAGUAUUACGUAAACGUCAUUCUAUAACAUGGCCAUUUCAUUUUCUUUCCAUAACACAUACAUUUAUAAAUGAUACAGGUGAUUUACUCUUAGAUGAACAACAAUCUUUAGAUACACUUGGUCUUGUUUAUCCAUUUUUACGUAUAAGUGCAAAAGGUGAAUUACCAUCACCUGUAUGUAAAUGGUUAUCAUUAAUUGAUCAAUCUGAUAUUAAAUCUCUAACACAGUUUAUUGAAGAAUUAGUUGAAUGGCGUGAUACAACUAUACCACAAGAAAUUCUUCAUGCUCCACCAUCGAUAUCUCAAACAAUUUUAUCAAAUAUUGAUACAUUUCUUGUUCAUAUUGAACGACGAGAUAAAUCUUAUUCAUGUUCACCUGAAACAACAUGUCAACAAUUAAUUGAACGUAUUGUUAAUGAUGAACAUAAAUCUAAAUUCGAUUAUUUUAAUUCAUCAACACAAGCAAUGUUAAAAUUUUCUUAUCGUAAUGAAUUUUUAUUACCAACAGAAUCUUAUCCAUUACUUCAAUAUAGUUAUAUACAAGAAUGUUUACAAAAAAAUAUUCAAAUUAAUUUACAAUUAAUUUAUAUUGAAAUACCAAAAAAAAGUAAAAAAUCUCGACAAAUAAAUAAUAUAAUUGAACCUGAUAUAUUUCCAUCAACAAUUUUACAACAAAAAUUAAUUAUUUCAAAUAAAAAUAUUGAUUUAGAUCAACAAUUAUUACCAAAUCAAUUAUCAUCAGUAUUAUUUCGAUUUACAUUUCGUCUUCCACCAUCACCACUUGCUAAACAAACAUUAUUUCAAUUUCAUUCAGGUAUUUAUUAUGCACGUCGUUGUUUAUAUUCAUUUGAUCAAGUUACUUGGAAUAAUACAUGUAUAGAAGAAAUAAAACAAACUACAACAUUACCCAUAGCUAGUUUUCUACCUGGUACAUUACUUUGUUUUGCAUUAACAAGUAAACAAUCUGAAACCUAUUUUCUUAAUAUUAAUUUAUUUCGUUCAAAUGGAUUUUUAUUAAAUGGUUCACAUGAUUAUACAUUUAAUUUAGUUAAUCCUACAUAUAAUAUUGCAAAUAAUAAACAUUUAUAUCCUGAUAGUUUUAUUGGUUCAUCCGAUAAUGAAUCCACAACUAUAAAAUAUGAAAUAAAACUUAAAUUUGAUUUUCCAUCCUAUCGAUUUUAUUCAAAUGAAGAAAUAACAGAAAAAUUAAUUCAUAUUAAUAUGCCAACACCAACUGUAGUGACAACAGCUAAACAACAGCAACAUCAAGAAUCAUCAAGUGACGAUGUUGGGAAUGGAGAAGCAUUAAAUUAUUUAUUAGGUAUUCUCAAUGAUGAAACACAAUAUUUAGUACGAGAACCUACUUGGCUUUCUGAUUGUUCAUUAGCACCUAUCGAUGCUCUUCCUUGUGUUCUUCAUUCUAUUAUUGCUGAUAUUCAUCGUUCUAUACUUGCUAAAAAUAAUAAUACUUCAACAAUUUAUAACAAACUCUUUUCAAUGUAUAAAUUAAUUGAUUCAUGGCCACCUAUGUCAUUUGAAAUGUGUUUUUUUCUUCUCGAUUGUACAUUACCAGAUGCACAUAUUCGUUCCUAUGCAGUUUCACAAUUAGCACGUUUACCUAAUCAUUUAUUUCUUUUCUAUUUACCACAAAUAAUUCAAGCUGCACUUCAAUUUGAACAUUAUAUUGAUACACCAUUAAUACGUCUAGUUCUUAAACGUGCUCUAUGUCAUCGUGGUAUUGGUCAAAGAUUAUUUUGGACAUUAUACAAAAGUUCGACACGUAAUGGUCGUGUAAUGUAUGAAAUUUAUAAAACAUAUUGUGGUUUAACUAUAUACAAUGAUUUACAAACUCAAGUUACAUUAACAUUAAAAUUAAAUACAAUUAAUCAACGUAUAAGACAAACCAAUGUUAAAGAUGCAUCAGGUAUGAGACAAGCUUUAUUGGAACGUUUAAAUGAAUCAGAAAAAAAUUCUUGGCGUUGUGUAUCACCAUUAGAUACAGGUUGUUAUCUUGGUUCAUUAAUAGUUGAUGAAUGUCAAGUAUAUGAUUCAUUUAUGCGACCAUUUAAACUUGUUUGGGAAAAUGCAUUGAAUCCAAAACAAGAACGUUUUGAAUUAAUUUAUAAAAUUGGUGAUGAUUUAAGACAAGAUGUAUUAACAUUACAAGUAUUUCGUUUAUUUGAUUCAAUUUGGAAAAAAAAUAGUAUUAAGAAUUUAAAUGAAGAUUUAUCACAACUUUUAAAUCUUCAUAUGACAUUUUAUGAUGUUAUGUGUACAAGUGAAACAACAGGAUUUAUUCGUAUUGUACCACAAGCAUAUACAAUUUUAAAUAUUUAUCAUAAAUUUAAUACAACAACAACGAUAAAACGUAAUGUUGUUUAUGAUUGGUUAGUUACACAAAAUAAUACUUCACAAAAAAUUCCAUUAGGAAAAACAGUACGUCGAGGUCCUCGUGAUAUACCCGGUGAUUCAACAGAAGUAUCUGUACCGAAUAAUGUUCUUAUGAAAUUUCGAAAAUCAUGUGCAGCUUAUUGUACUGCUGGUUUUAUUAUUGGAUUGGGUGAUCGUCAUCCAUCAAAUAUUAUGUUAACACCUGAUGGUCGUUUAUUUCAUGUUGAUUUUGGUCAUAUAUUAGGUGAUUAUGUUAAAUUUGGAAAUAUAUUUCCACGUGAAACAACAAGUAUUGUACUUGUUGAACCAUUUCUUUAUGUAAUAAAUAAUCGUCGACAAAAUAAUGAUACGAAUGAUUAUCGAGAAUUUAUUCAAAUGUGUUUACAAACAUUUCGUCUUUUACGUGAACAUGCAACAUCAUUAUUUGGUUUACUCUAUUUAAUUAUUUAUGCACGUUUACCAUUAUUGAAUAAUAUUUCAAAUUUAAAUUAUUUACGACAAUCAUUAUUUUUAAUCGGAGAAAAACCAUGUGAAACAAAACAUGCUAUCAAAGCAUAUAAAAGAAAAAUUGAAUCAGCAGAAAAUGAUACGAGACGUUUUUUAGAUUGGAUUGCACAUGCUUUUGUUCAUAAACCACAACGUUAA
Adineta steineri is the source of this 3219-nucleotide messenger RNA. Lineage: Eukaryota; Metazoa; Rotifera; Eurotatoria; Adinetida; Adinetidae. The record is from the annotation of a GenBank genome assembly.